AUGGCCCCAGGCAAAGUAACUGGAUGUAAGGAAUCUUGCGGGCGUGGAGCAUCUUCGCUAAAAGCAACAAGCAAGGGCCGGAUUACGUGCUGGUGGGUCGGGCCAGGCCUGCUAAACACAGAAACGUUUUAG
Molecule: messenger RNA, 132 nt
Organism: Spirodela intermedia
Lineage: Eukaryota; Viridiplantae; Streptophyta; Magnoliopsida; Alismatales; Araceae
Source: the annotation of a GenBank genome assembly